Molecule: messenger RNA, 2178 nt
Organism: Medioppia subpectinata
Lineage: Eukaryota; Metazoa; Arthropoda; Arachnida; Sarcoptiformes; Oppiidae
Source: the annotation of a GenBank genome assembly
GUCUCGUUUUUCUCCACUUCUUCAGAGCUAAGCAACAAACAAAGGUUUGAAUACUUCCUCCGCACUGUUCCCAGCGAUAAGAGUCAGGCGAGUGCUAUGGUUGAGAUCGUUAAGAAACUUAACUGGACUUAUGUUUCAAUAAUAUAUGAGGAAUCCAUUUAUGGAAUUAGAGCUUUUAACGACUUGGAAGAGCUUUUAGACCAAAACGACAUUUGCAUUGCUAUUAAGGAAAGACUAACUAAAGAUUCUGGCAUUGGUUUGGAGAGCGCUUACGAUAAUAUUGUCAAAAAGUUGGUCUCAAAACAAAACGCGAGAGGUGUGAUAGUGUUUGGGUCGGACCAAGAGGUAGCGUUGCUCAUGAAGGCUAUCAAGAGGAAUAACGCGACCGGACUGUUCACGUGGAUUGGGAGCGACGGCUGGAGCGCCCGAUCGUUAGUGUUUGCCGGAAAUGAGCUUCAGGUGGAGGGGACGCUCUCCGUUCAACCGGCAGCCAAUCCGGUGCCCGGUUUUGAUGAUUACUUCCUGAGUCUGACGCCGAAGACUAAUUGGCGAAACCCGUGGUUCAUAGAGUAUUGGGAGCAUUACUUUAAAUGCAAAUGGCCUGACAGUACGGUCACACCGUAUAACCUAAACUACGCCACGUAUGUAUCUAUGCAUAACGGAUACGAACCCGAAGGACAGCUCCAAUUUGUCAGCGACGCUGUCCUCGCCUUCGCGUAUGGUCUCCGGGAUAUGCAUAACAAGCUCUGUCCCAAUGGAUACCGAGGAGUCUGUCCAGCCAUGAAAGACAGCGACGGCAGUGUUCUUCUCAACUAUCUUAGAGACGUCUCAUUCCAGGGUCUGGAUAAUCACGAGUUUCAUUUCGCCACCGAUGGUGACGGUCCGGCCCGCUAUCGCAUAAUACACUACAAACAGUUAUCUGAGGGACAGUUUGAUUGGAUUAAAGUCGGCGAAUAUAAAGACGGGAAUCUGGAGCUCAAUCUGAGUGAAGUUCAGUUUCAUUUAAGUGAAGCGAUAAUCCCGACGUCUGUGUGCAGUCAGCCGUGUGAGAGGGGACAAGUGAAGGCAUAUCUCGAGGGCGAGAAGUGUUGCUUUCAUUGCCUAAACUGUACUCGAUAUCAAGUGCUCAUAUCGGAGACCCAGUGCAUCGACUGUCCGGACGGCUAUCUCCCGGACACCGAAAAAAUGAACUGCGAGCCCAUUCCCGAAGAGUAUAUGAGACCCGACAGUGUUUGGGGCAUAAGUGCUCUGCUCUUCUCGUGGACCGGAAUAUUUGUCACACUAUUCGUGAUGUUUGUGUUUAUCAAAUACAACGAUACACCAGUGGUGCGGGCGUCGGGCCGUGAGUUGUGUUUCGUACUGUUGGCCGGAAUCCUCAUGUGUUACGCCAUGACAUUCAUUUUGGUUCAGAAGCCGUCGGACUAUCUGUGCGGCGCUCAGAAGGCGGGCAUAGGUUUCUGUUUUUCGGUCGUUUACAGCGCUAUACUCACCAAAACCAACCGAAUCUCCAGAAUAUUCAAAGCGGGCAAACAGUCGGCCCGAAGGCCGAGCUUUAUUAGUCCCAAAUCUCAACUCUUGAUUUGCGGCGGACUAUCGAUGAUCCAGAUCUUUAUAGUCGUGGUUUGGUUGGCAUUCUCUCCGCCAAAAGCCAUUCACUUUUAUCCGACCCGUGAGGACAACCAUUUGGUUUGCGAGGCGUCUAUUAAUGCCGGAUAUUUUGUUGCAUUUCUUUACCCAAUCUUUCUUAUUGUGGUGUGCACCGUAUACGCUGUGCUGACCCGCAAAAUACCCGAAGCGUUCAAUGAGUCCAAAUACAUAGGCUUUACGAUGUAUACGACAUGUAUUAUAUGGUUGGCAUUCGUGCCCAUAUACUUCACCAGCUCUCAGAGCAAUCACAUAGCGCUCAAUCUGACCACAAUGUCGGUGUCCAUCUCGUUGAGCGCAACGGUAACCCUAUUAUGUCUGUUCACACCCAAGAUAUACAUCAUUAUUCUGCACCCGGAGAAGAAUGUGCGCCAAUCAAUGAUGCCUCACAACAAAUACGGCACUCUUAAGAAUAACACACAAAUGACCGCAACCGCCACUUUGGCCACCACUUCAUCCAUUCGGGUCGAGUCCGCUACACAAUCAGACGGUACUAUCUUUUCUAUACUUUUGUAUGUCAUGUGUUUGGUUAUG